Molecule: messenger RNA, 2011 nt
Organism: Neolamprologus brichardi
Lineage: Eukaryota; Metazoa; Chordata; Actinopteri; Cichliformes; Cichlidae
Product: actin-binding protein WASF3
Biological process (GO): positive regulation of Arp2/3 complex-mediated actin nucleation; actin cytoskeleton organization
Cellular component (GO): SCAR complex; cytoskeleton
Molecular function (GO): protein kinase A regulatory subunit binding; actin binding; Arp2/3 complex binding
Source: RefSeq, a predicted model, not a curated record
CAUCGGGUUAGACGGACGCUGCCUUGGAAACGACAUAAAUCCGGUCCACGCGAGCAGGGACCCAGAUUUCUCCACUUCAAAGGCUUCCGCUCCUCUGCCCGCUCCGCCUCUUCUCCAUCCAACCAUCCAUCCUCCCUCCGGCCCGAGCCUCCAACACGAUCGUUCCGAAAUGAAAUGCGGGGCAGGGUGAGGAGAAACGGUGAGAAGCGUUUAAAUAACCGAGAGAGGAGAAGCGGAGAGGAGAAGGUGACGGGAGAGCCCGAAGCCAGGUAUAGACCAGCAUGCCGUUGGUGAAGAGGAACAUUGAGCCCCGGCACUUGUGCCGUGGAGCGCUGCCAGAUGGGGUGACUAGUGAGCUGGAGUGCGUCACCAACACUACACUGGCAGCCAUCAUCAAGCAGCUGGGCAGUCUAAGUCGUCAUGCUGAGGACAUUUUCGGGGAACUGUUUAACGAAGCCAACAGCUUCUACCUGAGGAUGAGCAGCCUGCAGGAGAGGGUGGACCAGCUGGCUGUGAAAGUCACCCAGCUCGACUCCACUGUGGAGGAAGUUUCUCUGCAGGACAUCAACAUGAGAAAGGCCUUUAAGAGCAGUACCAUUCAGGACCAGCAGGUGGUGUCGAGGACCUCUGUGCCCAACCCUGUGGUGGAGAUGUACCACCGCUGCGACAAACCUCCACCACUUAAUAUUCUCACCCCCUAUAGGGAUGACAAGAAGGACGCCCUGAAGUUUUACACCGACCCCUCCUACUUCUUCAACCUGUGGAAGGAAAAGAUGCUGCAGGCCACUGAGGACAAGCGCAAAGAGAAGAGACGGCAGAAGGAGCAGCAGAGGCAGGUUGAAGACCCGAGCAGAGAAGUGAAGAAGGUGCGUAAAGCUCGUAACCGACGCCAGGAGUGGAACGUCCUGGCCUACGACAAAGAGUUCAGACCAGACGCCAGGCUCGCCCCCUCCCCUUACCACGGCAUGUCCUCUGAAGGCUCACUGUCCCCAGAUAGCAGAUCAAUGGCGUCCGACUCCUACCCAGCCAGCCCCAACCACCCCUCCACCCAGGCCUCCAGCACUCCCCACCCCGCCGACCACCACACCAGGGAUCACCUCAGUGCCGCGGCCCAGACGCAGUCACUGGAUCGGGGCCUGAGGCCGGCCAACCAGCCCCCGGGAGCGGGCGGUGCUGCGGCAACAGGUCGGCACGUGGCCUCCCUGGGCCGAACCCCCUCGGGACACGGCAUCCAGGCCGGAGGAGAUCCGACAGUCAACGGGCCGAGGCAGCAGUCGGUUAAGGACUACCGCGCACACGGAGGGCAGCCCUCCACCAUCCCCGAGUACUACAUCCCGCCGGCCCCUCCCCCACCCCCACUAACCAUCCCUUCUGCCCAGACCGCCUUCGACUCCACCAACGCCCCGCCCUCCGCCACCUCCGCUGUCCCCCCGACCUCUUCCGCCCUCUCCCGUCCCUACUCACCCUCUCCUCCUCCUCCCCCAGCCAACUACGUGCCCUCCCCCUCCCACCCGCCUUCAGGCGCACCCCCAGCCGCCCCUCCUCCACCUCCUCCGGGAGCCCCCGCGGGCCACCAGGCCCACCCGUCACCCCCGCACGCCGCUAUCGGUCAGUCAGCUGUGGACGCGGCACCCUCGACGAGGAAGUCCACCAUGCUGGGGAUGAUCCCCAUGAGCGACGCCCGCUCCGACCUGUUGGCGGCCAUACGUAGAGGUAUCCAGCUGAGGAAGGUGCAGGAGCAGAGGGAGCAGGAGGCAAAGAGGGAGCCCGUUGGUAACGACGUGGCCACGAUCCUGUCGCGCCGUAUCGCAGUGGAGUACAGCGAGUCCGACGACGACUCCGAGCUCGACGAGAACGAGUGGUCCGACUAAAAGAAGAAAAAACAUAGAGAGAUGAAGUGGGGAGAGUUAAAGGGGGAGAAAUGUGACGCUAAGUUGAAACUUAAGGGGUUUGGUUAGUUUUAAUGUUCAUCAUCAACUAAAAAAGUCUGAUUAAAAAAGAAUAUCAGUCA